Messenger RNA from Crotalus tigris (Tiger rattlesnake), 3122 nucleotides. It is a transcript of the gene LCLAT1, whose product is annotated as lysocardiolipin acyltransferase 1. Bases 548 to 1675 code for a protein of 375 amino acids. Gene Ontology annotation, molecular function: acyltransferase activity. The record is from RefSeq and is a predicted model, not a curated record. The transcript is spliced from 7 exons. Gene Ontology annotation, cellular component: endomembrane system. Lineage: Eukaryota; Metazoa; Chordata; Lepidosauria; Squamata; Viperidae.
UGUAUUUCGGACAAUCAAAGAUGGCGGGCGGCACGGGUUGAGCGGAGCCGGGCGUCGGCUCGGCUCGAAUUUAGAAGCGCCGCAGCCUUCUCUCUCUCUCUCUCUCUUCCUGGAAAGUUGUCGGUGAGGAAGCCGGCGGUGAGGGAUAAGGAGGGCAGGCGGUCAGGUGUCGUCGACACGGGGGUUCUCUCGGCUCCACCCUGCCCGCCCGCGCCCACCCCACCGCUCCACCGCACUCGAGGGGUAGCUGUAAAAAAGCCGAUCUUUUAAAAGGAAGGAGAAAAGGCGGGUGCUGCUUGAUAGACAGGCAAGGAUCCAGGGCCGCGAAAGGAGUAGGCCUGCUGUAGUUAAUAACCUGACCUACGUUCAUAGUCCAUUAAUAAAAGUCUCCACUUGUUCUACAGGUAGUCCUCAACUUAUGGCCACAAUUGGGACCAAAUUUCAGUCGCUAAGCAUUGUGGUUGUUAAGCAAGUCAUGACGUGACUGGACCCCGAUUUUAAUGACCAUUUUCACUGCAAUAAUUUAAGCAAAUCACCUGGUUGAACCAUGGUGCUAUGGAGAGGAAUUUAUUUUGUACUUGCAUUAUUUUUGGGAAGUUUUUUUGGAAGCAUCUUCAUGCUUGGUCCCCUACUGCCACUGAUGUCUAUUUCCCCAGCUUGGUAUCGCUGGCUUACUGAUCGUGUUGUGGCCACUUGGUUUACACUUCCAGUGGCCCUGCUGGAGAUAGUGUUUGGGUCAAAAGUAGUCAUAACAGGUGAUGGGUUCAUCCCCGGAGAAAGAAGUGUCAUAAUCAUGAAUCAUCGAACACGAAUGGAUUGGAUGUUUUUAUGGAGUUGCUUGCUGAGAUAUAGCUACCUCCGACUUGAAAAAAUCUGCCUCAAAUCUAGUCUCAAAGGCAUUCCGGGAUUUGGCUGGGCCAUGCAGGUUGCUGCCUUCAUCUUCAUUCAGAGGAAAUGGGAAGAAGACAAACAUCAUUUUGGAAAUAUGCUGGAUUAUUUUUGUGAUAUUCAUGAGCCACUACAACUUCUUAUCUUUCCUGAAGGAACUGAUCUCACAGAUGAAACUAAAGCCCGCAGUGAUACAUUUGCUGAAAAAAAUGGACUUCAGAAGUAUGAAUAUGUCUUGCACCCAAGAACUACAGGCUUCACUUUUAUAGUGGAUCGUUUAAGAGAUGGUAAUAACCUUGAUGCUGUUCAUGACAUAACAGUGGCAUAUCCUCAAAACAUUCCACAAACUGAGAAACAUCUUCUGUGUGGAAAUUUUCCCAAGGAAAUUCAUUUUCACGUCUGUAGACAUCCUGUAGAAUCCCUGCCGACCUCUGUGGAAGACUUGCAACUCUGGUGUCAAAAGCGCUGGGAAGAAAAAGAAGAACGGCUGCGCCAUUUCUACGAAGGCAAAAAAUACUUCGAUGUGUCAGGGAGAAGCAAAAUCCCACCCUGUAAAUCUGAGCUCAGGGUUAUGGUUGUUAAGUGCAUUUCCCUCUUGUACUGGACAUUUUUCACACUCUCUGCAAUUGCACUAUUAUACAUGUACAACUUUGUACGAUGGUAUCUUGUGAUUGUAGUUGUCAUUUUCAUUGUGCAAGAAAAGCUGUUUGGUGGACUUGAAUUGAUAGAACUUGCAUGUCAUCAAUUUUUUAAUAGACGCAGGUUAUACAACGUAAAUAGAUGUUAAAUUUAUCUGGCGUAUGUACUGAUUGGAUAGGUGAUGUUUGUGAGCACUUUUCAGGUGUGCCAUAAACUUUUCAUAGUGGAAGGAGAUUUUGCAUGAGAAUUAAUAUUUCUUAAUGCUGUUUUGGUUAAUGCACUGUACUCAUUGUAAAGGACAAAAGUUCAUAUUGAAUUUUUAGUUUUUGAAUGUAUCAGUGUUUCUCUUGCAGCUAGCCUCUGCAGCAUCGCUGGAAAAGCAUUUGCUGACCAAUCAAAGUUUCUAUCCAUUGAAUUGUUUAAAUAUAUAUACUGUAGCUCUAAAUUGCUGGGCAAAUUAGGGAGCUAAAAGUCAUGGACUGUGAUUCUUACAGUGCCUUGCUAUAAAUAAUGUGUGAGAUUUGAAAGUCCCAGUUUAUUACACAAUGAAUAGCUGACUAUCUUCAUUUCUCUACCUUUAUACCUUACACAGAGUUAAAUGGCUGAUGGAAUUAUUGUCAUCAAAAUCAACAAAUGAAAGAGAAAACAAAACCCAGGACCUAAAGUCGGAUGAAUGAAGAUAGUCUGUUUUGAACUAUUAUAACUUAUUCUAUUUUGAGAAAAAAAAUCCAAAGGUCAAUAAGGCUUUGGUAAAGGUGCUGGUAAAGGUAACUGAGCUGGACCCCACUGUCCUUUUGAAAGUCCUAAAUCACCUUCACGAUUCCAUUCCUGUGAAUUAUUUGUCAUAUGGUGAAGUCACAGUCCAUCUCCACUUCAGGUUUAAGCUGCCCUGCAAACCUAACUACUAAAUGCUCAGGCAAAACAGCAUAAAACUGCAAGAAGCACUGAAAUUAAUUUUCCCAUGAUAUGAAAAUAGGAAUAAUGUUAAAAUUGCCUCAUUGGAUUAUUAAUAUAAGAAACAUUAAGAUUUUUCUAUUAACGUUUGUCUCUUUUUCCAAAAUCUGAAUUAGGAGAAUACUUUUAGCAUGGAAACUGAAGGACAUUUCAGUCCAUGCUUGACCAUAAGCAGCCCCCUCCCCCCCCAAGGCUUCUGCUCCAUGUAAUGAACUAUAUAUAUAUAUUUUUCCUAAUUGAACCCUUCUUUCUUUCUGUGGCUGAACAUCUUCCCUCCUGCUAUUUUUAAUGGAAUUAGGGUAAAUUCUGGAACUGGCUGCAGUUUUUUACACUGCAUCUUUUACACUUAACACAACAAGUCAAGACAUUUCUCUUCCAUGCACUGAAUAUUAAAAACACCAGAGCUGUAAACUAUAAGUUCAACAUGUUAAGUGUCAUGGCUACUUCCACAUCUUUUUCAACCGCUGUCACUCCUACAGUAAGUUUUCAUAGAACCAUUUUAUAAAUAAACUGUAUAAAGAGCUACUGGCAUAUGAAAGGUCUGUAAACUGGUCUUAGAUUACCACUGUUAUCGAAAUGUCAAUGUUUUAGCCAUAAAAAAUAUUUACUCUAGAGCAACAAUAAAGAAUUUAAAAUGCAAA